This is a messenger RNA of Aplosporella prunicola CBS 121167, 1238 nucleotides long. RefSeq lists its product as uncharacterized. The record is from RefSeq and is a predicted model, not a curated record. Lineage: Eukaryota; Fungi; Ascomycota; Dothideomycetes; Botryosphaeriales; Aplosporellaceae. The transcript is spliced from 2 exons. The coding region runs from base 64 to 741 and encodes 225 amino acids.
UAACAAACACCAUGAUCCCUUUACAUGUCAUAUAACUAACCACAGAGAAUAGCGGGUGGACGCAUGUACAUGAAUUUCCGCAACGGCAAAGGAAGCCAUUAUGGCGCGAAUGGAGACUGGAAAUCCUCCCGCACUAAGCCGCCCGGACAAGCACUUAAAGAGGGUGAUCACUUCACCGUUCAGUUUGAAAAUGUGGACGUACACAAAUCACCCUAUUGCGCACCCAAUCCCACCUGCGAAAAUGAUGGUUUUCAGUUCCAUAUGACGUCCCUUAAAGAAAACGGUAUCAUGAAAGCACCCUACGAUCCGGACGAGUCCAACACGUACAGAAUCACCGACCAGUCGGGCGAUCUCAAUCACUACCACGUGCGCGUUACCCGGAGCGGAAACGGCGCCAAAGACGCUAAAGUUGAGCUGUGGGGUUACGGCGGCGAUACGAAACACUCCAAAGGUACCCAGCACACUACGAAUUUCGAUGCGGGCCACGACUUUGAAGUUCACGGGUUUCCCAAGAGCCUUUUCAUCAAACCUAAGGACAACAAGUUGGACGGUGAGCUCGAUUUCAGGUACCACGAGAAGAACCAGCCAAUAAAUCAUGAUAAGUACGCGUACUUUGAAUGGACAACGAACAGUAAGGGAAGAUACAGUAGUACCGCCAGUAAUAAGUACUGCGAGGGCAAAUCUAGUGGCCAAGGGGCUCAGGCCAAGCAUGUGUGGGAUUGUCGCUUCCCUGGCUACUAAUUUACUCUUGAAGUGUUGGUGUCAGGUUAUAAUAGUUGAUAUAUUCUCUUCUUUCAACACGGAGUUUUAUCUCAUUUUUUUUUUUUUAUUUGUUUAACACCAUGCAACCCCCUGAUCCAUUCUAUAGGCGAGCACCUGACUGCUCAGCUCCUUAUGUAGAUAAACCUCGCUGCUAGUCACUCUUUACAAUUCAGCCGCGUUUACAUCUUCACUAGCACGGUUCAUUCAAACAUGGAAAUAGUAAGGAUUUAAUACUUACUCUUUCGCCCUUUCACUUUUCUAUCAUCGUGUCCUUGAAGGAUACACCAUGGUAUACUUUCAAUACUCUUAUAUCUCGUAUUUACUUUCUAUUAUAUCGACUUAAUAAGAGCUGGAUACCUUCUUAGUUAACGGACGACAAGUCACUCGAAUCGUUUACCAGGAACUUUAGUACGGUUAAGAAGACAUGGGUACCCGCUGGGCGGGCGACUGGAAGUUACAGCGAUCUGAAAAACGUU